AUGCCUCUUCGAGUAGCAGUCAUUGGCCCCAAGGGCCAGUGCGGUUCAUGCGUGGUAGAGGAGCUUCUCUCCAGAGGCCACACCGUGGUUGGCAUUUCACGUAAGCCCCCGGCUCAGUGGCGUGACAAGAAUCAGCGAUACUCGGGCCUUGCGGUGGACAUCUAUGAUCAUCAGGCCCUUGUUGACGCCAUGUCGGGUAACUUUGAUGGCAUUGUCUCUGCCUUCGCCCCCCCUCUUAACGACCUCAACACGGUUUAUCACGGUGUUGUCGAGGGCCAAAUGAGGAUCAAGAACGCUCUUCUCGACUCUACCCACUCCGGGCCUUUUAUCAUUGUUGGAGGUGCAGGGUCUCUAUUCAAUGAGGACGGCGUCCAACUGGUAGACGAGAAAGACUUUCCUUUCCAACACUGCACAGUGCUCUCAAAGCCGCUCAAGCCCAUCGCAUGGCUGAUUCUAAGCAGACUCAAGCCAUUGUUCCUCAGCGGACCAGGUAAAAGCCUCAUUGAAGGGUGCCGUACCGCCCUCUCUUUCUACACAGGAGUCAGCGAGAAGCCGUGGAGCUUCCUCUCACCUCCUUGGCUGCUUCGUGACCAAGGAGUGCGAACAGGACAGUAUUCUCUAACCCUGGAUAAGAUACCGAUCGACGACAAAGGCAAUGCUCUAGGAAUAUAUAACGAGGACAUGGCGGUUGCGAUCGUUGAUGAGGUCGAGAACAACAAGCUGAAUCACAAGCAUUGGUCCUGCUCUGGUCCGAUUGGUCUUGGAAAAUGGUAA
This is a messenger RNA of Clonostachys rhizophaga, 774 nucleotides long. Lineage: Eukaryota; Fungi; Ascomycota; Sordariomycetes; Hypocreales; Bionectriaceae. The record is from the annotation of a GenBank genome assembly.